AUGAUCGAUUUCGCAAUAGCAUCGUUUGACAUGCGGCAGUCUGUAAUGGACAUUCGGCAAAAGAGAGACGAUGUGCUCUCAGCUGAUCACCAGUUGUGGUUGUCAUACUACGCUGUGAGAGAAUGGUAUCGGAAACGACCAGAGUCAGCUCCGUCGUACAGUCUUUUCAGUGAACCGAUGAUCUGCGAUAUUCCAUGUGUCGAACUAGGCGCCACAAGGACUGACGAUGUACCGAGUGGAAAAGUGCUUGGACGCCGAGGAAUGUUACGUGCCAAGCUGCAGUCUGUCACUACGGAUCGGCAUGGUUACUUGUCUCGAGUUGCCUACUUGUUCCGAGCACAGUCACUCGCUGUACUAGCUGCCACCAGCUGGUUUCGUUCGCAACAACUUAAGCGACGCGUCGAAUUCGCACUCAGCAGUUUUCGUUUAAAGUUCUUAAAGGAAGCGCGUCGUGGCAGAAUGCAGCUGGUGGUGGCUAGUGGUCGUCGUCGCACUCACUCUGCCGCGUUAAAGGCGAAAACGUGCACGUAG
Molecule: messenger RNA, 531 nt
Organism: Soboliphyme baturini
Lineage: Eukaryota; Metazoa; Nematoda; Enoplea; Dioctophymatida; Soboliphymatidae
Source: the annotation of a GenBank genome assembly